AUGCAGUGCGCCAACGAAUUUGGUAACUAUUUCUCGUGCUUGGGUGCCAUCAACCCCAACAAGACCUUCCACUCCACCGCGAACUCGGAGCUCCUCAACCUCAUUAAGAGUGACGUAGAGAGAUCCUGCAGUCCCAUCCAAGCUAGUGCGGACAAAUUCUGCGAUGGCGCCCGGCGAGGGUCAGUCGCCCGGAAAGCUCUUUUCAGUCCGAGAAGCAGUGGCGCUGCUAUAGCAAGUCUAAUGUACGAAGCCAGAAGCAUCUGCAAGGAUAACUGCGGAGGCGAAAGACAAUGUCCCGGCGGACGCUCAGAGACUAAAGGCGAAGCAAUAAAACAACAUCUCACAAAGGAGGCAGAGCUUAAGAAGGUGUUUGACUCGCAGGCGAAGCCGUGCCCUAAUAUUUGCGUCCCCACGUCUAUGAAUCCUCCAGUGACGCGGUGCGUGGUGGCGCUGAGAGCUAGUGUGCUGACGAGUGCACAGGAACAGUCGCAUGCGGCGGCGGGCGAAGCAGAGUUGAUGGGCCGCUGUCCGUGGAGGUAG
Besnoitia besnoiti is the source of this 540-nucleotide messenger RNA. Its product is annotated as microneme protein MIC13. Lineage: Eukaryota; Apicomplexa; Conoidasida; Eucoccidiorida; Sarcocystidae. The record is from RefSeq and is a predicted model, not a curated record. The coding region runs from base 1 to 540 and encodes 179 amino acids. The transcript is spliced from 5 exons.